Messenger RNA from Gongylonema pulchrum, 534 nucleotides. The record is from the annotation of a GenBank genome assembly. Lineage: Eukaryota; Metazoa; Nematoda; Chromadorea; Rhabditida; Gongylonematidae.
AUGUUUGCGAGCAGUGUAUUUGCGAGAGCGUGGCAGCAGCUAAGGAGUUACGGUGAUUACGUGAGGAAAGUGAGGGCAAUGAAAAGUUUUCUGGGACGAAUGAGCCACGCUGAGGAUGUUCACUCACUGACCAAGUUCAUUGUAACAUUUGAUGAUUAUCCUCUGAUGAUGAAAAAUUCCGGCGCCUAUCAGCUUAAUUUGCGGACCGUAUCCUAUGCUGAAAUUGUGGAGAAAUUACAACAGGAAGUUGGCGUCCUGAAGCAGAAAUGCAUCCUUCUAGAUAUGGUUAACUGCCCAGAGCAUAACUGCUAUGUACCCGUGUGCGGUCUCCCUUUGCAACGUUCGGAUGUACCACUGACUGUUAGUGUGGAGAAUUAUUGUGAAGAGCUUGAAAAUCGCUUAACUGGGCGGUUCUUUUCUCCACGAUUAGCCGUAACGAUGUUAAAAUGCGAUUUGGAAAGAAGUCUCAUUGCCACGGUAAAUUAUUUUGCUAUGAUCUACAUUUCAUUCACUAGAAUUUUAAUUCAGAUUUGA